This is a messenger RNA of Toxoplasma gondii ME49, 13995 nucleotides long. Its product is annotated as WD domain, G-beta repeat-containing protein. Gene Ontology annotation, cellular component: nucleus. The record is from RefSeq and is a predicted model, not a curated record. Gene Ontology annotation, biological process: cytoskeleton organization; regulation of cell shape; regulation of transcription by RNA polymerase II. The transcript has 9 exons. Lineage: Eukaryota; Apicomplexa; Conoidasida; Eucoccidiorida; Sarcocystidae. Bases 1 to 13995 code for a protein of 4664 amino acids. Gene Ontology annotation, molecular function: protein binding.
AUGCUUUCCUCAGAGCCGCCAGACGGCCGGGGUCCCGCCGGAGACGCGGGAGAAACGGGCGAGGACGACUUGUGUGCAGGAGACAGCGAGCAAGGUGGCUUCGUGUUUGUUUCACCACCCAAAACCUGUGGCCCAGAUGCGCUCACGGGCCGUCGAAGUGUCGGUGAUUUCAAUUUCUUUUCUGGAUGUGAACGGGCCGGAGAAGGAGAUACGACCCGCGCGCUAGCUGUAUCCUCGUCCUACGUUGCGCCUGUCUGCUGCCCUCUCCCGCUUCCCCCAGACGAAGCUGGAGCGCAGAGCGAAACAUAUGGCGAGCCGAAGGGAAGUGACCCUCCGAGCCUACAUGCAGCCCCGGUAGAAAACGAAAGGACUGACCCCGCGUUCUUCUCCAGUGCCAACGACCCACCCCAGACUGGCUCUUCUUAUUAUCCGGUCCCUUCUUCGUUCGUCGGGGCUCCAGAAUGUGGAGCUUCCCACUCGACUCACUUUCUUUCGGCUUCCUACGCUUCCUCUUCCCUCUACCCUCGCCCCUCAGCAUCGUAUUGUCCCCCUUCGGCUUCAUACCACUUCUCUCCUUCUCCCUAUGGCGCUCCCGCGCCCAGCCACGUGUCUCCUCUACCUGGGGGCGCGGCUUGUGCGCCGGUGUUGACGCCCGGAGACGAGCGAGGCGGAACGGGCGUCGGGGCGGGAACCGCAUUUUCCCUGGGACCCACGCCGUCCCCGCGUCCACCCGCUGGUCCCCCUGAUCCGUCGCCUUCCUAUUCGUCUCCUUUUUCCCCUCCUCCCUUCUGGACGGGCUCCGAUUCCUGUCAAGUCCCCCUGGUCGAGCGGCUGGAACCGGAGAGAGCCGUUGUCCUUCCUUCUUUAGCAUGUCCACCUGGGGCCGCCUACGGGAGUUCCUUGCCUCCUGGUCCCCACGUUUCGUUCUUGCCCCCUGCGUGGCCUUCGUCCGCCCCUGUCGCUUCUUCGGCUCCACACAGCGCUGUCGAUCUGCCUUUUCAGAACGCAUGCCCAGGAGCUUCGAGUCUGUCUCCCUUUGCAGUGCCUCCCACCUCCUCCGUCUCUCCGAUUCCGAACUCGGCGGCUCCACACUCCGCACGCUUCCCUUCUGGAGAUCUCCAUGCCUCGGGCCUCACAGCAGCCGCGACCAAUUCGUCUCCGUUUUCUCCGGCUGCCUCUUCGGGGGCCACAGGAAGUUGCGUAUACCAACACGCACUCGGAGUCUCUGGAAGCCCACAGGGAUGCAACGACUGCUCCUUUCCUCUAGCUCCUUUUGGUGCCGCGCCCCCUUCCCCUGGAUGGUCUGCCCCUCCGGCUGCCUCUUCGGCUUCAGGCUCGGGGCGUCUCCCAUGUACUGGCUUCUCUGACGGCCAUUCCCCUGUCGCGGCCUCGCAGCUCCCUUCGCCUCACACUGCCUGCGAGGCGGCGCCUACAGUGCCGGGUCCUCCUACCCCAGCGAUGGGGACAGACGGUGGGCUUUCGUCGCUCUGUGAAGGCCAGGGAGGUGAAGACGGAGGGAAACGAGAAGACAAGAACGACGGAAACAAAGAGAGAAAACAACGAGCAACGAGUGGAGCCGAGGCCGAGGUAGGCAACACAACAACGCGCGCAGGUCUACGUAUUGCUUCUCGCUUCCCUCCUGCCCUCGCCAUCUCUGCUGAUGCCGCCUGUUCACUCCAGCUCGCUGGUCCUUCCGGCGUUGUCCAGGAAGAAGAAAGAGAUGGCGAAAAAGAUGGAGGCGACCCGAGAGUUACUCGUGGUUUGCUUGGCUCGAGUGAAGAUGCGCUGUCUCCUUUUUCGUCGGUUCUUCUCUACUUCGCGGCGGGCCGCCUACAGGCGGAGGGCGAGGACGAGCUGUCUUCAGCGUUGUAUCGACACUUAAUAAAGUCUCGCCGAACGUCUGCAGCCAACCACCUGCCUUCAUGCCACAACUGGAAAGGCGAAGUUCGUUUGUUGGUGCCCGAAGAGAGCACGGCGGUUCUGCCCCACCGACUCCGACCUGCGUCUCAGCGUUGGAGCCUGGCGCCGCCCUCCCGUAGCCGAUUUGACGGGAGCCGCAGCGAGGACGGGUGUCUCCUCAGUGAAGACGAACGUUAUACGGAGCGAAGCCGACGGAGACCAGCGUCGAGACCUGAAGACGAAGUAGAGAGCCACACGCAGGCGCAGUUACCUGUUCUCGCUCGUGGUGAGUUGCUGAAAGAAGAUGUGCAGCUUUUCCUAGCAGAUUUGGUUGCCCUCCUAUCCUCGCGAGUCCCAGGGCACCUGUCAGUUCACGAGUUUCUUCAACGCGCUUGGCCGCCGCAUCUCGCCCUUCCUUCUGUGUCUUCGGAGAGGCCUCAGCGGGUUGCCGACGCUCCAGCAUGUGAGAUGAAGCGACACGAAGACUUCAUGAGACCUUCCCAGGAUCUGCCCAUCGGGUAUGCGCAUCUCCGUUCGCUUCGCCCCACCUUUUCUUCCCCUGGCUCGUCUUCGUCUGGCUCCGGUUCUUCGUUGCGCUUCUUGUUCAAUCGCAACUUGUUUCUUCUCCACAGGUCUGGGCGGUUUUCACGUGCGCUGCUUCCGCCGCCGCGCACUUCAGUGCCGUCUUGUUCAGACUCUCACACCCUCUCUUCGGGAUUUUUUCUCUCGGGUGCAGCGCAUGCAUUGCUGCCUUUGUCCUCACCCCUACUGUUGUCCUCGUCACUCGUGAAAACGUCCUCCAUUCUCGGCGCGUUUCCGCGCGCGGUGUCUCCGGCGGCCGCUGCGGCCUUCGCAUCGGGCUGUGGAGCCCACGCCGCGACCGCAGUCGGAGCCGCGGCGGUCCCGUGGCUCGCCUGGAGUGGCAAAGUCAAGCGUGUGGCGAACGUCUGGGGCCACCAGAUCUCCCACGAGGAGCUCCUCAGCGGCGAGCGCCCGGCCUUGGACAACCAGUUUCAAAUCGGCCUGGUUCGCGAGCCCGCGGCAGUCUACGUGGUGCGCUACGACGCCACCGGCUCCGUCAUUUUCACGGGUGGAGACGACGGCCUGGUGAAGGCUUGGGACGCCGCAACCGGCCAGCUGGUGUAUGCGCUGAUCAAGCACCAGGGAGAUAUCACGGACAUCGACUUGCACCCAAACAACAGUCUCCUUCUCUCAGGCUGCGGGAAAGGCGAAGUCCGUCUCUGGCGAGUCUUGCCGGCUGGGUGGAUCCCGAUCUGUACCAUUCUUGUCCCCGAACGGGUCGCCUGGGCGAGGUUUCUCCCCGAGCGCCACUGCGAAGGCGGGCGCGAGGACCGCGAGAAAUGCCCACUCGACGAAGGCAGACGCCGCAGAGGUGCAUUGAGGGAAGAAGACGGGUCUCGCCACGAGAAGGCCCAAGCUGACGACGAUGCUGGAGGACCCACAUCCCUCGUUAUUGUCGGAUGUGACGACCAAAAGAUACGCUUCUACGACCUCCGCGCCCUUCUCGAAACUCCGCCCGCAGGCGGACCCGGAGGAAGAACCACUGUCUUGCCUCUGCUGGAGGCCGACUGGGGAGCGCCGCUCCUGCCCCGCGCCAUGGACCUAAGCAAGGUCCCUCUCGACGCCUCCGGGUCCUUCCUCUUGGCCCUUGGUUUGGAAGCGCCUUCGGAGCCGUCCUCGAGCAACGAGGGCUCCGAGCCUGCUCUGCCUCCGGCGCCUCCGAGCGACCCAGACACCUCGUCUCUCAGCGUGUUCUCUUGUUCUCUCCUUUCCUCUCGGUCCUCGGGUGGACAGAGCGACGGAGGCGUCCACACUCGGUCGACUUCCUCGCCGCCGUCCUCUGCCUAUCGCGCGCUUGUCGUGCGGACGCCCUCGCUUGCCCACCUUCGGUUGCUGCGCCGCCAGCGAAGGGAGGAGGAGGAGAGACGGAGACGCGAGCGGAGACGAGACAACGGGAAAGAGCUACUCGGAGUGUGUGAGGCCCGAGGAGGUUCGGGCCUCAGAGACGAAGGUCGAAGGCGGACGCGCUUUGGAGGCGAAACAAAGUCGAAAAUCGAGCCAGAUAAAACAAGCAAAUUCCCCGGUCUCCUCUUUGCAGACCUUACUCCCUUCCAUUCGUCGUUCCCGGACGUUUGUUUCGCAUGGCAUUCGCCGGAUCUCGUCACGGGAGGCGACGACGGAAAUCUGUUUCUCUGGUCGUUCUCUUCGCUAUCUGGGGCAUCGCCGGCGACUUCUGCGUCGUGUGUCUCUCGUCUCCGUCCUCCUUCCACGCGCCGUGGCGGACUGCAGUUUUCUGCGUCGAAUCUAAGUUCGCACAAGUUCUUUCUUCUCUCGCUGAGUGUCCAGCGGCUCCUGGAGGGGCGGUAUCUCCCUGGGUCCGCCCGCACACAGCCGUCCUCUCCGAUGUUCCCUUGUUCUCUCUUCCAUGAUUCGCCUCCCUUCGCAGCUGCCUCGUCUUCAGGAUCCCUUUUUGCAGCGGGUGGAGCCCCGCAUGCGUUCUCGGCUUCGCCCUUCUCGUCCCUCUCACAGCUCGCUCAGCGGCAAGGUGGACGCAUGCAGGGCCGAGUCCAGGGGCGGUCUGCCGGGGCUUCUGGGCGCCAUUCCUCGUCUUCUUCGAUUUCUUCUUCUUCCUCGGAUAGUUCGGGGGCGUCGGACGCGGAGGGCGAGGCGGGUGCCGCGGGCCUCUGGCGUGGCCGCCGCGGGAGACAGACGCGUUGGCCUUCUGGCUCGCGCCUCAGUCGCCGCCCAGGGGUGAGCUGUGGGGGCGCGGGCCUUGGCCGGGUGUCGCCGACUGGCUCGGCGUUGGGACUCGCGUUCGGGCCAACUCUCGAGAAAGAGGUCGAAAUGUUUUCUGUGGGCGUCGGCGACCAGCCACGCCACGCGGCCGACGCCUCGGGUGUUCGGUACAGUCUUCUUGCCUUGUCGUUUUCCUGCGACGAUGCGCUGAUUUGCAUCGCGGACGCGGUCUCUCGCAAGACCUCGAAGGCGCGACUUGAGACCUUGAAGCCCGUCGACCAGUCCCUCUCGUUCUUCCCCUCGCCGGCCUCGAGCGGCCCCCUCAAGUCGUGCCGCGUCGGCAGUCUGAGCCUGCAGGGUCUUUCAGAGGGCCUGGUGUCGCAGUUGAAGCCUCACCCGUCUUGUCCGCUUCUUCUCCUCUGCUCCACCUUCAGCGGAGAAGUCCUCCUCCUGGAUGUCUCCGAGACCCACGCCCGAGCACGGGCUGGGAUGGGCAGCGGUGUCACGCUCUGCGCCGCCGACGAAGACAGGGGAGACGGGGUAGAGACAGAAGAGAUGGCGCAUCUCAAGUGGGGGACGCACAGACUUUUUUUCGCUUCGGGGCGAGACCAGGGCAGACGAGACGCAUUUGCAGUUCCCGCCGCAGAGAGGGCGACUUCGCGCUCCUUCUGUUGUGGAGACAAGGAUGAAGAAACGAAAUACAACCUGCCUUGGCACUGGGAGGGAGGAUGCACCGUCAUCCGGAAACUGCGCUUCGGGUCUCAGUGCAGCUGGCUCGACAUGGCUUGGGCCCCCAACGGUCUUCAGUUCGCAGGCACCCACCGACUUGGCUGCUUGUCGAUUUUCGCUCAUGGGUCUUCCCCGUUGUUCGAGGUGACGCUCUUUGAGCAGUUUUUAUCAAGCGAGUCGCGAGACACGCGCCGAGACGCAACAUCUCUUCUCUUGACAGACGCAGGGACUCGUCAGGCUCCACAUCUUUUGUGUCGAGGCAUUUUGAUGGAUGCGGCUCGUCAGCCGUAUCCUUUGCAUCUGCAGCCGCCGUCUGUGUUGCUUCCUCUCCUCAGUGUGGGGUGCCGGAAUGCCCACCUGUACAUGUGUCUCCGGUGUCUCCGCCGGCGUCUCCCUGGGGCACUGCGGAGCGACGCAUGCAUGUUCCUGCGGCAAAUGUAUGCUGGCGAAAAUAACACACUGGCGGCGCCCUUCGCCAAUUUGCGGAUUUCGGCCUGUCCAUGCUGCCCCGACCCCGAGAAAGCUUGGCAAUUUGGAGACCCUUUCAAAUGCCCUUUCUGCUACGGAGACAGUUCCUUGGGCGUUGGUAACCAAGGCAGUGAGGCAGGGCAGGACGCUGGACCCGGGCGGGGCGAUGCAGCCCAACAAACGUGGGGCGGAGCUUCGCCCGAGGCCCGCGGAGACCAUCGGGGACUGCAGACCCCACGCGCGCAGGCCGUGGCGUGGAGACGCGGCGGGGUCGGGGACAGGAGCAGCUUGGGAGUAGGCGAGGGAGAGCGCGAAAGGAGACUGAGACGCCUCGAGGGGCGCCUCGCCGCUCAGCUUGCAGAGCCAGAAGGGGACAGCUCGCCGGAGGAUGAGGCCGCCCGUUCGGUUUUCCAGCUGUUCCAGCAGCUGCCUCCAACUUCGCACUUGGCCUUGCGGCUCGAGUGUCUCCUUCGCCGCCGCCUGCGCCGACACGCAGUCAGCCUGUUGCGUUCUCAAGAGCAGGCACCAAAGGAGCCUCGAGUUCAAGAACUUGUCGCCCUUCCCUCUUCGGCCUCGGCUGCUAUUCGGCGGCAGGGUAAAAGCGAGGUCGAUGAGCCGCGAGAGAGCGCGGACACAGAUGGCGAAAGCAGAGAAGAGAAGGCGGACCGCCCAGGGGCAGAGGGUGAAGGAGAGCGUGCUCCUGAAAAGGUAGACGAAGAGACAGGCGAGACGAAGGAGCUCGAAGUGGCGAAAGAAAGCGGUGAAGAAGCGAGGACAGGCGGAGGCCUGGAAGCGUUUUUGGAAGCCGGGAAGGAAGGCGCUCAGGAAGGCGACGGGGGAGAAGAAGAUCAGAGAGAAGGUCGAAGCGAAGAAGAGAGGGUCGCGACAAAGCACACUCAGGACAAGAAGCAAGAGACGAGAGACACGGGACUUAUCUCGGCAGUGUCCGAGUGGGACGACGAGGACGACUUUUCUCUCUUGGAAGAAGAGGGUCAAGCGAGCCAAGCCGGUGGAUGGAUUGAAGAGGAUGAAACUCAACCUCCAGAGGCGAGGGGAAGCACGUCUUCGGGCGGCCAGGGGUACUGGUCCACCACCGAUGUGGCUGUCAGCAACGAGGCCCGACGCCUGGAGAUUUUGCACAAACACCGUCUUGAGCAUCACUGCAUUUGGAAGCUGCAUCGGUGCAGCAGUCGAGGCAACAUUUUGAUUCUUCGGAGUUUCGCAGCUUCGUUGCUUCAAGGACGCCGGAUGCCGGCGGCUCUGGUGCGGCCCCCGUUGGAAGACGACUCGUCGCUCACACAGGUGAACUUGCUCUCGUCCGUGUCUUCCUUGUCCGUGUCUCCUUCGCCCUCCCGCCAGCAUUGGGCCUCUGCGCGCGCCGGGGGCCCUGCGUCGCGGGUGUCUCCGCCGUCGCGGCAAGGCCUGCGGCCGCGGCGCGCGCGCGACCGCGACCGCGACGAGGAUGACGAAGAGAGCGACAGCGACUUCGAAGGCGACGAGUCGGUGGAGGGUCCUUCGCGCCUGUCUCCGGCAUCGGGCUCCGCUUCUGGGCCGGCGCCGCACAGCGGCGGGACUUCGGCCACGACUGUUUCUCGCUCGGGGCGCGUUGUGGGGUUUCGCGACCUGCCAAGCGGCCGGGCCCAGGCGACGCCUGUCUCGCGUGUCUCGUCCCGAAACCCUCUGCGCCGCGUCGCGGACCUCCAGUCUCUCUCUUCGUCUCUGUUUGCUGCCGGGUCGUCGACCCGCGGCGGCUCGCCCACGGGCGCGCGAAGCAGGCGAAGAGGGUCUCGGUGGCGCCUGAGGCCCGACGAAGGAUGGACCAGCGAGAGCGCGACUGAGGAGGAAGCCGAGGAAGAGCGCGAGCGGCGGGGCGGACGGCGGUCGUGCCGCCUCGCGGGUGAGUCGACCGUGGACCCGCGCGCGAUGCUUCAGGAUCCCACGCUGCCUUCGAGCGUGCAGCGCGUCCUGAGGCAGCUCCUGGACGACGAUGAACUCAAGCAGCUGAGGCAACAAGAGAGGCAAAACCAGAAGGACAAGCAGGCGAGGGAAACGAAGAAGCGCGCCGACGGCGAAGAAGACGAGAGCCUCUGGGGCGAGCUGCCACCCGACCGCAUUGACGCGGAGGGCCGCGAACAGCACGUGCUCUUCUUCGCCAGUGUGCGCAAGACCGAAGAGGAAAGAGAGGCAAGGCAGUGCCUCUCGAGCAAAGAAGAGGCAGCGAACUCGGAAUCGAAGGAGGAACAGAUAGAAGCGACUGGAGAUGUCGAUCUCACGUCCAAAGCACUCGGCGACACAGAACCAAUAUGCCCCGCCUCUGACCCUCAACCGGGGUCCAUCCCUUCCUCUUCUUCGUCCUCGUCGUCUUCUUCAUCGUCUUAUUACACCCGGGUUCCUUUGGGACCUCGUCGCUCGGAGCGGGCGCAUAGUUCGCCGACUGCCUCGUCUUCCGCUUCGCCUACUUUAGGGACAGAGUUGCCCGAGAGCGCGAAGACAGAAAACUGCGUCCUUUGUGCGGUGCCGCAUCGCUGCGAGUUGUGCAACGUCGACCGGAGCUACGUGACUGUUCCAGACUGGCGUUUCAUCAACACAUUGGAAGAUUUCGACGAAGGUCUGAACGCGGAAGAAGAGAAGAAGGCUUUCCAGAGCCGCCUUCUCGCCGGGGAAAUCCGCUCCACGUCCGUCCUCCAUCUCCCGCUCGGCGAGCUUGUUGGGCCUUUUUUCCUUGCGCCCUCACAAAGCGACAGCCCCAGGGCGAGGGGCCGGGGCGACAGGAAUGCGGGGGCAGAGAUAGCACAUGCGCGAGAGCAGCGGCGCAGAGGCGAGUUGUGCGGAGAAAGAGAAGCGCGAGGCGACACUGCCGGGACAUGGCUCCACAUCAGGUGUCUCAUGGCCGUCACCGAUCUCGACGUCGAUUGCCACGCGCGCGGCUUCAACAAUCUCAAGGCCCGCAUCGAAGAGGCAAGGGGUCAUCACUGUACCUUUUGCAACGCGAGGGGACCCACGGUUCAAUGCGCCUUUUGCCCUCGCGCGUUUCACUAUCCUUGUUCGCUCAAGUCGUACCUGGCCUCAGGCUUAACAACGGAACAACUGGGGCUUUCUUCCGCUGCCUUCGCUUUGCCUUCUUCCUCUGUCUCGCUGCCAUCUUCUUCAUUUGCUUGCUCGUUGUCAACUUCGUUUUCCUCAAUGUCCUGUAUGGAGGACACCCCGGCUCUGCGAGGGGCGCGAGCAGCCGCUUUCGCCGCCGCCGUGAAACUCCAGCCUCAUCAGCGAACGAGGUGCCUACCUGACCCUCUGUACUACGGGCAUUAUGUGUGCUUCUGGUGCCGCAAAUCGCGACAAAUAAAGACUCUCCUUUCCUAUCUGACAGGCGAAGUCUUCCUCUCCUCCCAAAGCCGCCACUGGCUCUCGGUCUCCCACCGUUGCCCUGCAGGAUUCAUUCCAAAUACGCCAGCUUCUCUCUCUCAAACGAGUGGUUUCCUCUCUUCUUACUGUUCAUCUUGUUCUUCCGGUUCCGCCAGUUCUCUUUCCUGUUCUCACGGCCGCGUCCUUCCUCUCCCUCCUUUAGGCUUCAGCUGUGUGAAGAAGAACAGCCGAAGGGAAGGCACACGCUGGCAAGAUGAGGCGUCGGGAAACCGACCGCUAGGCGGGCAUCUAACAGAGAAGCAAGUUGAAGAGGAGACAUCGAGAAAGGGAGCGACAGGAGCUUUUCGGGCUUUACCUUGGGCAGAAGGAGAUUGGAAUAAUAUCACUGAGGCAGAUGCGCUGGAGGAAACAUCUGCGGAGAGAAGGCGAGAGGCGCCCAAAGACGGAGAAGAGACGCGAGCGGGGGUGGACGCGACUGUGGGUCAAGACAGGACAAAUGAAGUGGACGAAACAGACAACGAAUGCGCGACUGCCCCUUCCUUCUGCCCACAGAGAAGGGUCGAGAACGGCAGGAAGAAAACUUCUCUCCUGGACUCUGUCAUCCUUCUUCCGAAAGACGAAAUCCCAUGUUGUUUCACUAGUGUCGGGGUGUACGUACCGCAGCUCGGAGACGUUUUGAGGUACUUCCCUCACCUGCACCAGAACCCUAUCCUUCCUCACGACCGCGUCCAACUCUGGCAACCAGAGCUCUUUGUGCCAUGUGACGUCCAAGUCACCAACAUCAGCUACGAGUUUCCUGGCCUGCCAGUCGACGAAGAGCCAACAGCGAUCUUCGCGGUGCUCGAGCUGACUGUGGUGCGGCCACAGUAUUUGUACGGCCGUCGGUUCGCGGUCCAUUUUGCUCCGUCUCUGGACGGCGAAGCGGACUACCUCGUUCCCCUUCUCGACGUGAACAGGGGCCUUUUGCGUCUCUCUCAGCUUCGCGAGGGUGACGACUGUCGUGCGUACAUGGACGGACAAUUCUACACUGCGCGCGUCGAGCAGAUCAAGAGGGGGCCCGAAGCCCUUUUGGAGGCCUUCACUCCGGCGCAGGAAACGCCUCUAAUCCCUUCGGCCUCAUCUUCGCUGGGUUCCUCGACUUCUGUUUCUCCGCUUUCCGACUUGGCGACAAACACUGCGAAUUCCAGGCCUUGCCCGUCGCUCUUGGCUGGAGCCGCUGCGGCCGCACGCGCCUCCUCGAAUGCGAGUGUCCAACGCAAUUUGGAGGAGAAAGGAGAAGAAGAGAGACAUUCUGAAAGAGACAGCAGGACACCUGAGGCACGCUCCGGCGCUCCUCCGUCCAGCUCUCUGUCACCAUCUUCCUUGAACGGGCGCCCCACAACCGCCACAGGCCACGCGAGCUCAGAAAGGCUGUCUUCCGGUUCUUCGUCAUCCUCGUCUGAGAGCGGCGAAUGCGGAAGUUUGCGAGUUCGAGGCAGGAAAGAUUCGGAAAGUAUCGACGGGGCUCUGGCGAUUCAGGCCUCUCUCGCCUCGUUUGACUGGCCAGUCUUCCCCACCCCAGGUGUCGUGAACUGCGCGCAUCUUCGCCUGAGGGAGGAGACGAUGACGCAGCGCGUUCAGCGAGACCAACGCGCGAGAGCAGACACAGAAUCCCUCUUCAGCAGCGACUUCUUUGUGGAACGAAGUGUGCAGCAGCGGCGCUGGCUGCAGACUGCGAGCCUAGGCGUGGAGGCAAUUCGCGUGCACUACUACUCAAGCGAAGAAGGCGAGAAGGCCGCCUGUCCAGCCUCCGCGUCGCAGGGGCCCGAAACUGGGAGCCGAACCUCAGGGCGGCGCGGAAUGAAGGACAACGAGCGCGGGCGGAAGCAGGAGUUUGCGGCUUGCCGACAGGAAGAUGCAGACACUUCUCAGGCAGGCGACGAAGAGCAGUGGUUGAACGCAUGGGAAGUAGAUUUUCCCGUCGGCGACCGCGACCGCAUGCACGUGGAGCUCCAGUGGAAACUGCAAGAGGCGGAGUUUCCGCGGAGGCGCCAGCUCGAGCUGUUCGCUGCGCUGGACGCGCUGAUGACGAUGCCCGACACAGAGGCGAACUUGGAAGACGACCUGGGGAGGGACGACGGAGCGAAGAGGGGCAGCUCGCGCCGAGGCGACCGCCGGAGGCGUCGCGGCCGAUCCAGGAGGCGGCGGGGAGCGGCGGACACGGGCGAAGAGCCGCGAGAAGAAGACGAAGGGGACGAGGACGAAGGCGGGUUGUGUGCGGCUUUUGGCGGCCGCGAUGCAAGCGUCGAGGACGGGAAAGAAGAUGCCCCUUCUGCCUUGCCCGCCCUGUUUGAACUGUUCAUUGAACCCAUCGAGACGAUCGGUGAGACGCGCGGCGCGCGCAGGUCAGUCCCCUCCUGGCUCGAGCGGUACUGGAAAGAAGUGCCUCUUCCUAUCAGUUUGUCGCUGAUUCGCAAACGCCUCUGGAACGGCUUCUACCGUCGCGAGCCUGCUCUCCACUUUGACUUCCACCUUCUCCUGUGUGACUGCCGCCUGUUCAACCCACCUGGGGACCCGGUGCACACACUGUCGUAUCGCCUGGAAGAAGAGCUGGUCCGGAAAGGCCUGCUGCCGAGGGGGCCGCUGCACGAGAAGAAGGGAAGGCCUGCGAGAGGGAAGGGCUUGGGUGUCGACUCCGCGGAGGCCGACGCAACCCAGCAAAACCUUCUCCUGAUCCUGCGAAGGCACGCGGAGACGCAGCUGGCGCUGGCCGCGGAACUCGAAGAACGCAUCCAGAAAGCUGCAAUCCAGUGGGUCAAGGAACGAAAGCAGACGUGCGAGAGCGGCGACGGAAAGACGGGGAAGGAGAGGGAGAUGGACUUUGGAUCGAAGAAAGAAGAGGGAGAGACGGCGGAAGGAAGACAAACACAAGACGAAAAAAGAGAAGAAGAGAAGCGGAGAAAGGCGCGGCUGCGGCGAUUUGAAGAGCACACUGAAACUCAGGGCUCUCCCGAAGAGACACAUUUCUCUGCUGCAGCAUCGCCUCCCAGCGCUUCGAUGAAACAGAUAAGAAAAGCUAGUCAUGUGCCAGGGACGCCUUCGUCUUCUCCAGGCGCUUACGGUGAGGGCAGCCACGCCCUGGUAGCUGACCAGAGAGAAGAAUCUUCGAGCAACAGGGCCGUCGGUGAGGAGACGUGCGAGAUAAAGCAAGAAGAACGACUUGUCUCGAAUCUGGGAACUGCGGCGCAGCACCCACAUCCUUCACUUUCCGCUGCGUCGUGUGCCUCGAGUCCAGCGGGUGGGAGAGGAGCCGGAGACGCCGAGGCAGUGGUGGACGGCGAUGUUUCUAGGGAUGAAGCCACGACCUCACGCGAGCGUCGGUUUCCGCAGAGCAGUUGCUCGUCGCAGAAACGACCAUCUCCCGAAGAACUCGAGUUUACGUCCUCGCUCGAGCAGAACCGAGUCGGUUCCCUUUCCCCAGAAAAUCGAGCAAAACGUCCGCGGACACUUCGGGAUUACCCCGGCUCUUCUCCGCGUUCUUCCUCUUCCCACGCGUUCCCAGCCUUGGGCGGCGGCGAGUCGGCCGCAGGCUGCGUCACCGUCCCUGCUGUUCUCGCGGAGAAGGAACCCAGCGUGGGAGGCAGACCAAAAGGCGAGGCGGUCAGCGCCACUGCUUCGCGACCUCACGGGGAGGCUUCCUCGAGCGUCGCAGAAAGCAACUCCGCACUAGGCGUCGCGAUGGGCGCACCGAUUGUCGGGACCACGCGUAGCGGCCGCGUCGUCAAACGCAGUGCUUUGUUUUCGGAAUACGGGGAGGGAGACAAACAAGAGAAGUCGAGAGGCAGCGCCAAGGAGAGAGAAAGAAAGAUGCCGCGCUUCAGUCGGGACACCGGUGGUGGACCCGCCACAGUGCCAGCACGGAGCUCCACAAGUGCAGCCGGCGGCGGCCGACGAGCGCGGCGCCCACGGCCAACUUCUCACGGGGAGGAAGAGGACGAGCCCCUCAGGGACGGAUCAGAAGGCAGGGAAGAAGAACUCCUCAAGAAGGCGCUCGCUCUGAGUGUCCAGACAUACAAGGAAGAGCAGGAGCGAAAGUCGCGCCUCAACUGGACGGCGGACGGAACCCCAGGAAGGGGAGAGGGAGAGGGGGAGGAGAGAAGCGACGAGAAACAGACGGGAGGAAGCGAGGGAGGAACCGGCGCGGGUGAGCAGCCGGAGAACGAGCGGAGACAGAACGGGCGACAGCUGAAUUUGAACGUUUCACGGCGCGACAAUAAGGUGGAAGGACAGGAAGAUGCAGGGACAUCACUGGGGCUUUCAAACUGGUGGAGGAGAGACGGCCAAGAAGAUCGCAGAGAGCUAGAAGGGAACGACAGGGGGGGGUCCUACGGAGAUGCAGGCGACGACAGCGCAGCGGACAGAGGCGAACUCGAACUCAGAAGUGAAGAGGACACCGAUCAAACUGGACAAUCUACUGAGGAAGAAGAGGAGGAUAGAGACGGAGAUGAAGAUUACGUUGGUGAAGAAAGGGAGGGGCGAAGACGUCAACAAAGAACCCGAUCUGGAAGACAAGGAAAGGCUGGCAGAAGAGGAGAAAGAUCGAGGGGGGGUGACCGUGCAAAGAAGCGACGAGAAAAUGCAGAUUUUGACUCACUCGCCUCUCUCUCGUCGUCGGAAAAAGAGGACCAGACAGUGUCGCCAACGAGACGAAGUGAUCGUCUUACCCUCCUGGGUAGCUGUCGCCGGCCGGAGCUGGCCAAUCUUAGGCGCUCUCUGAGGACGAAGAAUCGUUCGAGCUGA